This is a messenger RNA of Hydractinia symbiolongicarpus, 699 nucleotides long. RefSeq names its product blastula protease 10-like. The transcript is spliced from 5 exons. Gene Ontology annotation, molecular function: zinc ion binding; metalloendopeptidase activity. Lineage: Eukaryota; Metazoa; Cnidaria; Hydrozoa; Anthoathecata; Hydractiniidae. Gene Ontology annotation, biological process: proteolysis. The record is from RefSeq and is a predicted model, not a curated record. Bases 1 to 699 code for a protein of 232 amino acids.
AUGUUUGCACACCUUACACCAACAACACUCUUUGAAAAAGAAUGUGCGUUUGAAAUAUUUGCACAUAUUUCUUCGUCACGUUACCCAGGGAGGAUGAAGUUGUUAGUGGCUACUGUUAUUUGUGGGGUCUGUGUGGUGUUUGGAAAGCCUGUUGAUGAUGCUGUUAAACUUGAAGCUAUCGACAGUGGAUUCUUGUUUCAAGGAGAUAUGGUGAUGAGUAAACUCCAAAUUGAUACAGCACUGAAGGGUGGUGAUGUAGAUAAAAUUAAUGCUGGUUAUGCUAUACAAAAGUCAACUUGGUAUAGAUGGAAAAACGGUGUCGUACCAUAUGUUUUUCAUUCCAGUAUAAGUGGUAUAAAGGGGAUCAAAGGACCAACUGAAAGAGCGAUUAAGAAUGCUAUGGAGGCAUGGGAAAAGAAAACUUGUAUCAAAUUUAAACCACGCACAAAUGAACGUGAUUAUGUUGAAUUCAUUGAUGAUGGUUUUGGAAAGUGCUACUCUCACGUUGGUAAGACAGGAGGAAAACAAAAACUUUCAUUAGGAUUCGGCUGCUUCACUAAAGGCAUUGCUAUCCAUGAGAUUGGCCAUGCUUUAGGAUUACAUCAUGAACAAUCGAGACCAGAUCGAGACAACUAUGUCGAAAUAGUUUGGGAUAACAUCAAAGAGGACAUUGCCCGCAUCGUUAUCACAGGAAUAUAA